AUGGUUAUCUCUCAAUCAAAAUGGACAAAUAGAGGUAAGAUAUUGCAAUUAUUUUCCUCUUUUUUCUCUUGCACCCAAGAUCAAAAUAAACUCAAAAAUAAGCCUCAUGAGGUGGAAAAAAGUCUCCAUAGAGACAGUAAGGUGUCCAGGGAUGGAAACACUCUUAGAAGAGAAAAUAAGUUCCUUUGGGGAGAAGAUAAAGCUCUCUGUCAGGAAAACAAAGCCUUCCGCACGGACAACCAGUUGAUCGGGGAGGUGAAUCAGUCCCUAAGACAGCACAACCAGGUCCUAUAGAAGUUUAAAAAUGUGAUUUCGGAGAGCCAAAAACUACCAACAGAAAAAAUCAAUGCUUUGAACACAGAAAGAAUGUCUUAUCGGCAACAGAAUCGAGCCCUGGAGGCUCAGUUUAAGGCUCUCAGAGAACAGGAGAGGGCCUUCCAGAAUGAGGCGAAAGUUCUUCAGGAAGAAAUAAGGUCUCUCCAUGAGAAGAUCAAGGCCCAGCAACAUCAAGAGAGAGCAAUCAGGAUGGAGGAUCACGCCCUGAUGAAAGAAGGAAGAGCAUUAGAGAUGGAAGAACAAGCUCUGUGGAAGGAGGAGCAGGACCUCUGUGAGGAGAACAAGCCUCUUGGAGAAGAAAACCGUGUUCUUCAAGAGGAGGAAAAAUUCCUUCUGGAAGAGACAAAGUCCUUGCAAACGGAAUAAGAUUCUUCAGGGAAAAGACAGCAAACACACUUUCUGGGAAAAUGCACAAUAAAACAGAGCAGGAGAACUGUGACUUGAAGAAGUAACCAACAAACCAUG
Suricata suricatta (meerkat) is the source of this 801-nucleotide messenger RNA. RefSeq names its product golgin subfamily A member 6-like protein 22. Lineage: Eukaryota; Metazoa; Chordata; Mammalia; Carnivora; Herpestidae. The record is from RefSeq and is a predicted model, not a curated record.